GAUCGCGGAUGAUAGACAGAACAGUGCUUUUAUAAUUGGUACAAUGACAUACUACGUGGUUCUUGUGCUAAUUAGUUUGGCAGUUUCCACACAAAGUUUGCCACCAAGAAUAAUUGCAUCGAAGGAAUCGAUAUGCUACCCAUUCUCGUUCGUCAGCCGUGAAGAAUGGAACGCCAGGCCUCCAAAAUCCAUCUCCACACAGAACUUACCGGUGCCCUUAGUUGUGAUACACCACACGUAUAUACCUAGAGCCUGCUACAGUCAAUCGGAAUGUUCCAGAUCAAUGCGAGCCAUGCAAGAUACCCAUAUGAUUACCAACGGCUGGGCUGAUAUUGGAUAUAAUUUUGCAGUGGGUAGUGAUGGCGUGGUUUACGAAGGACGCGGCUGGAACCGGGUGGGAGCGCACGCGGUCGGCUACAACGUCAAUAGUGUAGGCAUUGUCCUUAUCGGCGAUUGGGUUUCGGCUGUACCUCCUAAACAUCAACUGGAUGCUGUUAAGGAUCUAAUAAACGUAGGCAUUGAGCUAGGAUACAUCAGUCUUGACUACAAGUUGAUCGGACACAGGCAAGUCGGAGCAACGGAGUGCCCCGGCGAAGCGCUAUUCAACGAAAUAAAUAAGUGGGACAGAUUUACACAUGCUUUAUAAAUUUGUUUAGUGAAUAAUUGUUACAGCUUUGUUAUUUGUUUGUUAUGAAUUUACUAUAAAGGUUG
Zerene cesonia (dogface butterfly) is the source of this 711-nucleotide messenger RNA. Its product is annotated as peptidoglycan-recognition protein LB-like. The coding region runs from base 44 to 646 and encodes 200 amino acids. Lineage: Eukaryota; Metazoa; Arthropoda; Insecta; Lepidoptera; Pieridae. Gene Ontology annotation, molecular function: peptidoglycan binding; N-acetylmuramoyl-L-alanine amidase activity; zinc ion binding. The record is from RefSeq and is a predicted model, not a curated record. Gene Ontology annotation, biological process: innate immune response; peptidoglycan catabolic process. The transcript has 5 exons.